CCAUCAUCUUCAUCCUCAUCCCGAUAAGGAAAGUAAGGGCAAUGGCUUCUCUCUCAUUCCUUGCCACCACCACUAGUAGCAGCUCCCCUCUCCACCGCCGCCACCCUCGCAAGGUGGUGCCUUCCACUACCCCAAGGCGUUUUCAUACGUCAUGUGAGCAAGUUGCUAAUACUACUGAUGCUAGUGGUGGUGAUGACAAGGGGUCUUCUAUUCUAAGGAUGGAUAGACGAAAUGUUCUCCUCAGUGGUUUGGGAGGAGGUCUGUAUGGUGCAGCUGGCCUUGGGCUCCUGGGAGUUGGAGAACCACUGGCUGCAAUUGGUGCUCCCAUUACAAUACCAGACCUAACUAAAUGCCAUAAAGCCACGGCAGAUGGCAUUGGCAAGGUGGAGUGUUGCCCGCCUUACCAAGACAUCAGUGGGGCUAUUGACUUCACAUUCCCAUCCUCUUCGAAGGCACUCCGCGUAAGGAAACCGGCUCACCUCUUGUCUGAUGAGGAGGUGGCCAAGUAUAAAGAAGCUUAUAGGUUGAUGAAGGCUCUCCCGGAAACGGAUCCAAGAAGCUUCAUGCAGCAGGCCAAUGUGCAUUGCCAGUAUUGUAAUGGUGCCUACUACCAGACAGGUACCGAGGACAAGGUGCUGCAGGUCCACUACAACUGGUUCUUCCUUCCAUGGCACCGCCUCUACCUCCACUUCCAUGAGAGAAUUCUCGGCAGCCUAAUUGGUGAUGACAGCUUCGCCCUUCCCUUUUGGAACUGGGACUCCGGAUUAGAGGGCAUGAAGAUUCCCAGCUUCUUCACCAAGGACACAUCAUCCCCUGUAUACGAUGAGAAACGAAACCUCAAUCACUAUCCGCCGGCCAUUAUUGACUUUGACUACAGUUAUGGAGACUCCAAUCCGACAGAUGUAGACGAUGUGAUCCACAAGAACCUCUUGAAGAUAAGCAAUGCCUUCUCGGAGACACUGACUAAACCGGAGCUAUUCAUGGGAGCAGUGUUGAGAGCAGGUGGGGAGAUAAAUUCGCCGGGAACCUUAGAGACGAUACACAACAUGGCACAUAUGUGGGUAGGACCUGAUGAGUCUCCAAACAUGGACAUGGGUAACUUCUAUUCAGCAGGGCGUGACCCUAUUUUCUACUGCCACCACUCUAACGUAGAUCGAAUGUGGAGCAUCUACAAGAAUUUGCGAGGCAAGAGUACCGAAUUCGACGAUUCUGAUUGGCUCGACUCUACCUUUGUCUUCGUGGAUGAGAAAGGGCAGUUGGUCAGAUGCAAGGUGAGUCAAACCCAAAGCACCCAAAAACUCCGGUAUACCUAUGACACGGAUGUGGAACUUCCUUGGAUUGACAAGGGCGUUCGCAAGAAGGUGCUUAAGGCCAAAAAGAAGAGUGCAGAUUUGGCUUUGGUCCCAGUCACCGAAUUUGGAUCCACGUCAAAGUCCCUCACCACCAUCAUUCGAGUCCUUGUCUCUAGGCCCAAGAAGUCUCGAACCAAGUCUGAGAAGGAGGAAGCCGUAGAGGUGUUGGUCGUCUCCGGCAUUCAGGUUCCAGCGAAUGGUUCGUCCAGGUUCGAUGUCUAUGUCAGUAAGCCCUAUGGAGAUGAUAUGGCGGGCCCCGACCUUGGGGAGUUGGCCGGCUACUUCCAUCAUGUGCCCCACCAUGUCAAAGAUAAGGAAGUUGAGAGCAAGAACCACGAGGCGGAUCUCAAGUUAGGGAUCACCAAGUUGUUGGAAGAUAUUGAUGCUGAAGCCACUGAGAAAGUUGUCGUUUCUUUGGUCCCACGUUUCGGAGAUAUCACUGUCGGAGGGGUAACUAUCCAACACCUCAACACCGACACCAGCUCGGCUUAGAGAAGAGCCACUCCCUCACCCGCUCCUAUGAUCCUAUCGAAUCAUGCGUCCUCUCUCUCUCUCUCUCUCUCUCCUCUUUUUU
Magnolia sinica is the source of this 1926-nucleotide messenger RNA. RefSeq names its product polyphenol oxidase, chloroplastic-like. Bases 42 to 1844 code for a protein of 600 amino acids. NCBI's taxonomy places the organism in Eukaryota, Viridiplantae, Streptophyta, Magnoliopsida, Magnoliales, Magnoliaceae. The record is from RefSeq and is a predicted model, not a curated record. The transcript is spliced from 2 exons. Gene Ontology annotation, molecular function: catechol oxidase activity.